GUACGCGAGGUUGUUUGGCGUCGUGUGCACGUGAUAUCGAAGCUUGAGUUCCUACUUGGCUUCAUAGCAACCAGCCCUUCUCGCGUUCAUCGAGUUAUCAACAACAACCAUCACCACCCACCAUCACCCACGUAUUCCAUUGGACCAAUGUCGUCAAACGGCCACAGCAGCAGCGAUUUCCGACCGCCCACUCCCGCCACCGACGCGCAACAAGCGCAUCCGGCUUUCUCACCUCGUGCACGUGCAAACAGUCCACACAAGACAGCGAGCACGCGACCCGAUAACUACCAUGACGACGAUGCUAACGACGUCAAGCAGGAAGAAAAGAUUGUGAUGGCCGACGACGUUCGUGUGCGAGCGACGAUGGAGAGCAGAGUGGAGAGCUUUUCGGUGUCCGAGACUGCCUUCAGACUUCAGGAUCACGUCAACAUUCAUCACUUGCAGCAGCUGAUGGAAACAUUCCAUCUUGCUGGGACGGGUUUGUCCGGCUAUGACAUCACGACCAAAACCGGGACAGCCACAGAUGCAGCUAUGAGACAAGGUCAAUUGACGAUGGUUGAAUUUCGAGAGGCAUUGGUGGAAAUUCUAGGACCAGCUGUCGACACUGAACAAAUGGAGUUGCUGUUUAUGAAGGUCGACAUGACUUGCGAUGGACUCGUCAACUGGGACGAAUUCUGCACAUAUUUACUACUUCAGUUGCAAGAGAUGGACUGCUCAGAAAACAAGAAAACUUUGCCGUUUGGCGAAGAACCAUCCAGAAUAAUAACAAAUCUUUUCAGCAAGGAAGUGACUGUUAGAAUAAUGUGCUGCAGCAAUCCGAAUCGUCUUGUUAGUGUAACAAAGGAUGGUGUGAUUGCUACUUGGUCACCCGACUUUAAGUUGCAACGAAGUUUCUGUAUGGAAUCCCAUUCGGACUCGGUAGUCUUCAGGAUGUUGGGGACACGACGUCGUAACGUGCUGUGGGUGACAGACUGCAUUGCUAUGAAUAAUUGCAGCAAGCUGGCAGUGUCUACGACAAGUCGAGAUAUCUGGUUCUAUGAUAUGGCGUGUGCUCAGUACACUUGCCAAUACAGGCUAUUUGAUCUCCCUAAUGUUCCACUGUGUUUGGACUACUGGUACGAUGAAAAGAAUCCUUCGGGGACAUCACUUUUAAUGUAUGGAGAUGACAGCGGAAACAUCACACUUUUAUACUUUCAAAAGCCACAGCAGCAUCUAUUUGAUCCCAUACAGAAAUCUUGGAUACAGAUAUAUAUGCAGGAUCUAGGUCAGCAUUCACGGUAUGUGCAGUACACGGUCAUUCCCGGUGUUCACACUGACUGGGUUCGACAGUUACGAUACAUGCCGGAAAGCAACAGCAUCCUCUCGUGUUCGGGCAGUCCCAUCAAUUCCAUGUCGAUCAGAGACAUCGAGAGAAAGAAAAAACUCUACGUAUUCAAACUGAGAAAGGGAAUCUCGUGUUUCGACUAUAGUCGAAAUUGGAAUAUAAUUGCGACUGGCAGUGUGGAUCAUGUCGUUCGGUUGUGGAAUCCUGUUAGUAACUUUAGGCCGGUGGCUUUGUUAAAGGGUCACCUGUUGGCUGUAUUGGGUGUUCUCAUUCAUGAAGAGUUGGGGCAGAUUAUUAGUUAUUCGCAGGACGUGACUCUAAAGACGUGGGAUAUGAGAGAAUACGUUUGCAUUCAGUCGGUGAGCUGGAAGUAUCCAACGACCAGAACACCUGACCACGGAUCUUUUGUCCUCUUCUUGUCGCCGCUUGCAUCGAAUAUGCUCUUACUGAGCUGCAACAACUUUGUGACAGAAUUCAGACUUCAGGGUGUAGGCAAAUACAGCACAAGAUUUGCCACUACGCACAGCAGUCCCAUCUGCUCGGUCGUCUACAACUCGUCGCUGAAGCAGGUCGCAACUGGUUGUGAAGAGUGUGUUGUGACCGUGUGGGACAUAAACACCGGACAGCGUGUGCUCCAGCUUUCAAACGUUCACGACACCGAUCUCACCACGAUGGCACUAGACAGCAAAAACCGUCGUCUCUUCACCGGAUCUCGAAGUGGCCACAUCAAGAUUUGGAAUUUUUCUAACGGCCAAUGCUUGAAAAAUCUGGUGCCCAACAAUCCCGGUGACAUCACCGGCAUUAUCGACUUCCCGGAUAAGAAACAGAUAUUGGCUGUCGGAUGGAGUCGAAUACUAACCGGAUACACAGACAUCCACGACACAUACGUUACAAAUACCUUUCACAGUGGUCCAGAUGAUUCGUGGCUGGGUGGGCAUGUGCACAAGGAGGACAUACUCACUGCCGAUUACUGCCCGCCGUAUUACUUGGCAACGGGCAGUUUUGAUGGUGAAAUCCUCAUCUGGGGAACUGACUCGGAGAAGCUGCUCAAACGGUUGAGAAUGGCUCCAAUGGACUUGCCAUCUUCACACAGUGAUCGUGGGGUUGGAUCAAAACUGUUUGACAAAUCGACUCACUCUGGUGUGGUCAGUCAGCAGAGUUUGGUACGAUCGAGAAGAAUGAGUCGGACAUCGCAGAAACAAUUGUCUGCACCAACCAGAGGCGCUCAUGGAUUCAUGCCUGUGUUCAAGCUACUGUUUCUGACCGAACGGGCUAGAGCACGUGGCCUCGAAAGUGCCAUUCUUGUGUCCGUCGACGGCCCUGACGUUCACUUUUGGCAUCUCUUUCAUGCACACCUGCUAUCCAACAUGUCGAGUGGCACUCUACGUGCAGCACAAUACGACGACGAGAUCGUUCAUGCACUCGCAACAGACGACGACAACAAGUUUCUAAUCACAGGAGACAGUUUGGGAUUCGUCUCCGUUUGGGACAUCGAACACUACCUCAUCGACAACAGUCCAGCCAGUUUCAGGAAUCCAUCGAACAUUCGAAGUUGGAGAGCACAUGCGGGUGUCGUGACCGACCUGAAAUAUGCAUCUCACGAUUUCUGUCCGUUGUUGAUCAGCAUGUCUGAUGACUGCACAGCACGGCUCUGGAAUAUGAAUGGUCACUUUGUAGGGACGUUUGGGCAGGAAACUGCUUGGAAUGUAAGAGAACCGUCGACUUAUCAGCACCCAAUGAAUCCAUGGGGGGAGAGAAGAAGCAUGUCAGAGGGAAUACCAUCACGGCCAGGAUCAUCUAGACCGGUCACCGCAAAGACCAGUGAAGGUGAAAGAAUCCUCCGUUCGGCGGUGUCUAUAGCAGCAAGGAAAGCCAUUCGAUCAAGCAAGUCUCGCACAGGAAAGGAUCCACACGUCGAGAGCAAACCCAACAUCUCUACUAAAGCUCAAGUGCAAGCGCAGAACACGGAUGCCGAUUCAAACAGAUCACCGGCUGUCCCGUCCAUCACAAACGGUGGAGACAACAAAGAGGCGUACACUCCUGCCGCCACUACUCUUGGCGAGACGUAUCUGAGGCAGUACAACAGACGAAUGAGAGACAGACAGGAGAGACGAAACGGUAUGGGCGAAGUAGACAUAACGCAGGCCCUCAGGUUCGGAACCCUGUGCUCUCCCUUUCAAACGCUGUACACGCCGCUUGUUGAAGACGUCGAGAUACCGAAGAGUCUUCCUACUGUACCCAAGUUCGUGACGGAUCGGUCACAACCCGCUGCCUACUAAUUAUAGAUUUUUACUGAUUGACAAUCCGCGAAUAGUUUUAUACGAAUUGACCAAAUAGUCUUCAUUUUAUAUUCAAUUAUGACGUCGAGGUGUGUAUAAAAUCAAGGAGAAUGUAGUGGAUAUUGACCUCGUUGACUGCUACACUAUCAGUGCUCAUUAAUGGUUAAUAUUAAUGAUUUUAAUCGAG
This is a messenger RNA of Corticium candelabrum, 3790 nucleotides long. Its product is annotated as WD repeat-containing protein on Y chromosome-like. Bases 148 to 3603 code for a protein of 1151 amino acids. The transcript is spliced from 25 exons. The record is from RefSeq and is a predicted model, not a curated record. Gene Ontology annotation, molecular function: calcium ion binding; protein binding. NCBI's taxonomy places the organism in Eukaryota, Metazoa, Porifera, Homoscleromorpha, Homosclerophorida, Plakinidae.